AUGGCAUCUUUAGGAGUCAAUGAAAAUUACUAUGGAGAACCUGUAGGUGUCAAUAACAACUACUAUAACCAAGAUAAUGGACUGACCGAAGGAACUCCUCAAGUGAAUAAUGGAGAUUAUAAUUACAAUCAAGAAGAAAAUUACUAUAAUGGACAAAUUAUCAAUGUCAAUCAACCUCAUAAUUUAGAGGCUUCUAUACCCAUUAACCCCAUGAAUGGAGAAAUUAUCAAUGAUAUGAAUCAAAUGGGAGUGAUGAAUGAAUUUAAUAUGAGAAAUAAUUCAACUUCACCCCAACAACCAUCUCAUCAGACCACACCUAUUGAAAACAAUUCCAACCAUGAAUCACCCAUUAAGCAUGAAAACAAUCAUCCAUCUCACCAACUUCAACAACAUUCCAUCAACCAACAAGUAGCUGCCCCAACCAAUGAUGAAGAAACUAAUGAACAACCAUUUUAUGUUAAUGCCAAACAAUAUCACAGGAUCUUAAAAAGACGUAUAGCUAGAGCUAAAUUAGAAGAGACUUUGAAAAUAGCCAGAACAAGGAAACCUUAUUUACAUGAAUCCAGACAUAAGCAUGCUAUGAGAAGACCAAGAGGUCAAGGAGGAAGAUUCUUAACUGCAGCAGAAAUUGCAGAAAAGGAAAGAUUAGAUAAGUUGAAGGAAUUAGAAGAUAAACAAGGAGAAACGGAAAAUUAA
Messenger RNA from Yamadazyma jaroonii, 696 nucleotides. The record is from the annotation of a GenBank genome assembly. Lineage: Eukaryota; Fungi; Ascomycota; Pichiomycetes; Serinales; Debaryomycetaceae.